UUGAUAGAACGCUACGCGCAAUCUGGAAGCUGGGUUUUCUCAUAGCCUUUAGAGCGAGCAGCCUGACUGUGGGAGGCGAGCACAUACGCAGCUGAGGCGCAAGCUGAACAUGAACUUCAAAUCUGAGAGCUAGCAGUUUAUUCAGCCAGGUGACUGAGUGUUGCGAAGGAGACGCGAUUUUCUGAGGGACUUCACUCAUACCUUGAUGCAUAAGGGCGGUGGUGUGGAUAUUCUUUGACCGCUCAUUUUCCUGAAGUGAUUGCUGUCUUUACCUCCACGACACGUGUGCGGACAUCUAAACCGGAGCACUUUUCAUUUUGGUUAUCAGACUCUAAAGUUCGGUUUUUAUUCGCUCCGAGGCGCUGUCAACGGACGGACGGACUGGACGCGGCUGUUCGGAGAAGGCAGUCUGUUUGCUGCGGAGUUCGACUCUUCCUAGGAUGGGGAAAAGUGUGAAGACUGCGAAAAGUAACAUUGGAGACGCGGGAUUCGUAUCGCGAAUGGUCUUCAUACCUGUGGUUUUGCUUAUGGUCCUGGUGAAUACAGGAAUCGCCCAAGGCCUGGUGGUGCGUGAGGCCAGCAUCGAGAUCACGCGGCAGCAGGUGGAGGAGCUGUUCGGCCUGGAGGACUUCUGGUGCCAGUGUGUGGCCUGGAGCUCAGCCGGCACCACCAAGAGCCGCAAGGCCCACGUCCGCAUCGCCUAUCUCAGGAAGACGUUCGACCAGGAGCCUCUCGGGAAGGAAGUCUCUUUGGAACAGGAAGUGCUUCUCCAAUGCCGCCCGCCCGAAGGCAUACCUGCUGCUGAGGUGGAGUGGCUGAAGAACGAGGAAGUCAUUGACCCCGCUGAUGACCGCAACUUUUACAUCACCAUCGACCACAACCUGAUCAUCAAGCAGGCCCGGCUCUCGGACACGGCCAACUACACCUGCGUGGCCAAGAACAUCGUGGCCAAACGGCGGAGCACGACGGCCACCGUCAUCGUCUACGUGAACGGCGGUUGGUCGACGUGGACGGAGUGGUCGGUGUGCAACACCCGCUGUGGGCGGGGGUACCAGAAACGGACGCGCAGCUGCACCAAUCCGGCGCCGCUGAACGGAGGGGCCAUCUGUGAAGGUCAGGCCAUCCAGAAGCUGGCCUGCAACCCGCUGUGUCCAGUGGACGGAGUGUGGACGGAGUGGAGCAAGUGGUCGACGUGCGGAACGGAGUGUGCCCACUGGCGGAGGCGCGAGUGCAACGUCCCGGCGCCCAAGAACGGGGGCAAGGACUGCGAUGGCACCGUGCUCCAGUCCAAGAACUGCACAGAUGGCCUGUGUAUGCAGAGUUCUUUCUAUGAGAAGUCCUCAGAGCCUAAAGAAAGGACUGAUGUUGGAUAUCCAUCGGCCCCGAGCACGGACGACGUGGCGCUGUACGUGGGCAUCGUCAUCGCGGUCAUCAUGUGCCUGGUCAUCUCCGUCAUCGUGGCGCUCUUCGUCUACCGCAAGAACCACCGCGACUUCCACUCCGACAUCAUGGACUCGUCCGCCCUCAACGGGGGCUUCCAGCCCGUCAGCAUCAAGACGGCGCGCACAGCUGAUCUCCUCACUGCUCCUCCUGACCUGACGUCCGCGGCGGCCAUGUACCGCGGCCCGGUCUACGCACUCCAGGACGUGGCCGACAAGAUCCCCAUGACCAACUCGCCCCUCUUGGACCCUCUGCCCAAUCUCAAGAUCAAGGUGUACAACUCGUCCGGUCUGGUGACGCCCCAGGAGGAGCUGUCGGACUUCACCAGCAAGCUGUCCCCCAAGCUGCAGCACUGCCUGCUGGACGGGGACACCAUGGGCCGGCGCACCCAGAGCCUGGUGCGCUCCAGAGACCCGUCCUGCACCGCCUUCGGCUCCUUCAACGCCCUGGGAGGACACCUCAUCGUCCCCAACUCAGGCGUGAGCUUACUGGUGCCGGCUGGAGCUGUUCCACAGGGACGUGUGUAUGAGAUGUUUGUGACUGUGCACAGGAAGGACAGCAUGAGGCCGGGGGUGGACGACUCCCAGACGGUGCUGAGUCCGGUGGUGAACUGCGGCCCCGCAGGUGCCCUGUUGACACGGCCCGUCAUCAUCACCAUGCACCACUGCGCCAAGACCGACCAGGACGACUGGCUCAUCCAGCUGCGCAGCCAAUCACAGCAGGGACACUGGGAGGACGUGGUCGUGGUGGGCGAGGAGAACUUCACCACGCCGUGCUACAUCCAGAUGGACGAGGAGGCCUGCCACAUCCUGACCGAGACGCUGGGCACCUACUGCCUGGUGGGCCAGUCCAUCAGCUCGGCCACCACCAGGCGGCUGAAGCUGGCCAUCUUCGGCCCGGUCACCUGCAGCGCUCUGGAGUACAACAUACGGGUCUACUGCCUGGACGACACUCAGGACUCCCUGAAGGAGGUGCUGCAGAUGGAGAAACAGAUGGGCGGCAAGCUGCUGGACGAACCAAAGACGCUCAACUUCAAGGACAGCACCCACAACCUGCGCCUGUCGCUCCAUGACGUCCCGCACACCCAGUGGAAGAGCAAGCUGCUGGCCAAGUACCAGGAGCUGCCGUUCCAGCAGGUGUGGAGUGGCUCCCAGAGGAACCUGCACUGCACCUUCACACUGGAGCGCCUGAGCUCCUGCACGGGGGAGCUGGCCUGCAAGCUGUGCGUGCGGCAGGUGGAGGGCGAGGGACAGAUCUUCCAGCUCAACGCCACGCUCUCGGAGGACACCCAGUGCAUCGACACCUCUCUGCUGGACCCGGCCAGCAACAUCACCACCCUGGUGGGGCCCAACGCCUUCCGCAUCCCCCUGUCCAUCCGCCAGAAGCUCUGCGGCAGCCUGGACGCCCCUCAGACGCGCGGCAACGACUGGAGGAUGCUGGCGCACAAACUCAACCUGGACAGGUACCUGAACUACUUUGCCACCAAGUCCAGUCCGACGGGGGUGAUCCUGGACCUGUGGGAGGCGCAGCAUUUCCCCGACGGCAACCUGAACCGGCUGGCGGCCGUGCUGGAGGAGAUGGGCCGCGUGGAGAACAUCGGGUCCAUGACCAUGGAGCACUGACCGCUGCUGCUGCCGACCGACCGCACGGGGGCUUCGAGCAGAAACCGGUUCCAUUGCAGGGAAGCUGGACAGCUGACAGGAAGAGAGAGGAGCAUCGAGUCUGAUGUUACAUGCACACAAACACGCAUAUACACACACACACUCUCACACACACCUCCACGCACACUCACACACUCACAAACUAAGACAGAGCCCUGAACAAGCAGUAACAAAACUCCCAUCCUGAAUAUGUUGAGAUAAAACUCGAGACGAAAAUUGUGCAGGAUAGAAAUCUCAGCGCGAGAGAAUAGAUUGCUUUGAUCCAUUCAUAUGUAAAACAAAUGGACUUGAAUAGCGGUGGUGGGGGAACGAAAUGAGAGGGGAGAAAGUAAUGACUUAACUAAAAGAGAGAAAAAAAAAAGCCCUGGCUGUACGAUUCCUGGUACAGUUUUCUAUUUCCCAAUACAGUUUCCUAGGAAACGCAUGUCUCUGCUGUCCAUUUAUUGGACCUCCUACUCCACCUUUACAGGAAGCGUAGGCAAAUGAUUGACAGGCGAGGGUGCGGGGCAGGGCGGGGCUUCAACACGUGGGCAGAAUCAGGGGAUGGUGGCACCCGCUGGAGCUGGCAGAGGAAAAGUGGGAAGAUGGGAAACAAGAAACAGGUGCUACAGUGGGCACCCGAAUGCCAGCUUGCGCCAUCUCCUUCUGCCACAUGCCUGAUGCAGUGCUUAUGGUUUCUCCUCCCCUACAUCACAUUUACGUUGGAAUAACCUGAAAGUACUCCAGUCCUGAUUUUAUAUGGAUAUAUAUUUAAUAUUGCCUUUAUUUAUACACACGUAACUCUCCCAUGGUUUGAUUUUUGUGCGGCUUCAUAUAUUAGCCUAAUUUACACAUGUCUUCUUGAUUUUUGGUUUUCUUUCUUGGCUGUUUGUGUAGUGUUUUUUUUUUUUUUUUUUUUUUAAAUCAUUAUUCCUUGGACACAUUUUUUUUCAUUGCUUCAUAGUGCCACCUAGUGGAUAUCCUCAGCAACAGCAAGGCUCUGCCACCUCGUACUGUAGGCAACCAAUUGGGAGUGUGCAGCCUGUAAAUAAGCCAGUACAUCAUCAAUUGUACAGCGGUGUAGAACUAAUGAUUAUGACCAUUCUUUUCUUGUGUUUUGGUUGUCAUGGUGAUCAGUAACUAUAGCUGCGAUUUAGCAACAGAAGUAACUACCAAAAUCUGUUCUUUGCAAGUGUGUUUGUCCUGUCCGAGUCGCAAGAUACCAGCAGAAGCGGUCAAUUUUCUCGGUCACCAAUUAAAAUGGAGGUGACACGAAAGGCUUGAUUUCUGUGCUGUGCCGUGAGUUCAACAUGACCAGUUUUUUGCAGCCACAUUUUGAACCAAUUCCACCAUUCGCUCCUUUUGACACUGUUUCAACACCAUCCAUAUUUGUUUGUCUUGUUGAUAAUAAUCAUAUGAAGAUGAUGAUAAUAUCAACUGUAUUUGAUUGUAAUUCAGUGAUAAUUUCUCUGUUGCUGUUGUUGAUGCUUUUGAAACAACUUGACAUCUUUGUUCAAAAACACAAAUGCAAAAUGGAUGAUUUACAGUAGGUGUGUAUAGAGAUUUGUGUGCUAGAGCUGGACAACGUUUAAAAGAACGUUUUAUAAACCUGCUGUGUCGGAUUCGUGGAGGUGUUAACGGGAUUACAGACUUCACCUCCUCUUCUUAGAGACCUCUCUGUUCCAAUACACAGAGAAAACUAGGCCUGUGAGCAUACGAGUCAGCAGAAAGAGACUGAUGAUGAUAGAAUGCAGUGGAUAAUUGAAAGUUUCAGCCUUUUUUUCACAGGAUGAAACAAGUUUGUGACUAGACUGGUUUAAAAAAUAAAAAAAAGUAUUUGUAUUUUUUUUGGUUCCUUUUUCUCUCUUGUACAAGUUUCUAAAAGCUGUCUAUGCAAACUUGCCAUCAUUUAUAUUCUGAAAUGUACAUGCAUCAAAGUGCUAGCAGUUGCAUUCCAUAGAUGUCACAGCUCUUGAUUGUGAACGUUAUAUUUAUGGUGGGGAUGUUACCUAUUCUUUUAUGGCACGUUCAUGAUGUUCCUUGCAACAGCUUGCAUUUUUUUCUCUUUGUGAAGUUUCUGUACAAAAUGUAAGAAAGAAUUUUUAAACUGGUAAUAAAUUAUAUUUAUAUGCAACACUGAA
Molecule: messenger RNA, 5221 nt
Organism: Sardina pilchardus (European sardine)
Lineage: Eukaryota; Metazoa; Chordata; Actinopteri; Clupeiformes; Clupeidae
Gene: unc5cb
Product: unc-5 netrin receptor Cb
Biological process (GO): axon guidance; netrin-activated signaling pathway
Cellular component (GO): membrane
Molecular function (GO): netrin receptor activity; protein binding
Source: RefSeq, a predicted model, not a curated record